Messenger RNA from Parasteatoda tepidariorum (common house spider), 541 nucleotides. RefSeq names its product nephrocan-like. Lineage: Eukaryota; Metazoa; Arthropoda; Arachnida; Araneae; Theridiidae. The record is from RefSeq and is a predicted model, not a curated record.
AUGGAAGACAAUGCCUUCUCCCGAACUCAUUUACUGUUUAAACUUCAUCUUUCUCACACUAAAUUUCAUAGAAUUCCAAGUGCUAUUCGUAACACCAAGACUUUGGAAACACUUGAGAUUGUGAACGGUAACUUAACUGAGAUUACUACUGAACUUCAAUCAAUGUCUGAACUUCUAAAACUCUCAUUGUCUCACAACAAAAUAAGUUCAUUGCUGGGCAGUGCUUUUUUGGGUGAUCUAAAACUCCGAUCAAUUAUUCUAACGAACAAUAAGUUGAGUAGUUUGGAUAAUAAAACAUUUGAUCCGUGCCCAAGUUUACAAUUGGUUAAAUUGGACAAGAACAAUCUCAUAACAGUUGAUGGUUUAUUUCAAAAUCCAAGUUUGAUGAAUAUCGAUUUGAGCUUUAAUGCAUUGUCAACCAUACCUGAAGAUCUUUUCAACAAUUUGGAAAAUAUGAUGGUUAUUAAUCUUGAAGGCAAUUUCAUAAGGAGCAUUGGAAACUGUUUCGCUCAAAGUCAUCGUUUGGAAUAUAUCAAUUUAA